This is a messenger RNA of Lingula anatina, 1315 nucleotides long. Its product is annotated as snurportin-1. NCBI's taxonomy places the organism in Eukaryota, Metazoa, Brachiopoda, Lingulata, Lingulida, Lingulidae. Gene Ontology annotation, biological process: snRNA import into nucleus; protein import into nucleus. Gene Ontology annotation, cellular component: nucleus; cytoplasm. The record is from RefSeq and is a predicted model, not a curated record. Gene Ontology annotation, molecular function: protein binding; nuclear import signal receptor activity.
UUUCAAUAUGGAGGAAGGCAGAACGUGUUUUUAAUCUGUGCUGAGUGGUCUGAAGCUUUGAGUUUCACACACCAGUAGAUUGGAUCUGUAAGAAAAACACCAUGGAAGACUUGGUGGCAUCUUUGGCUGGGAGUUUCAGUGUAACAUCAGAACCUAACAGCACAGCGGCACCACACCCUAGGUUCAGCCAAUACAAAGUCAAAGGCAAUGUUCUUGAUCAAGCAGAGAGAAGGAAACGAAUGUUAGAUGCCCAGAAAAAACAAAGGUUUGAUUACUUGAGUUACCUGCGCAAUGUGGCUGAAGAUGAUUGGACUGAGGAUGAUAAUGAAAUGUAUGGGGAAGAGGAGGUGGCUGAUCAAGGAUUUGAAGAAAUGGACUGUGAGGUGGUCUUUAAGAAACCAGGAAGAAGAUAUAAAAAUCAGUUGAUGCUCUCUGAGUGGAUGGUAGAGGUACCGGAAGACUUUGAGAAAGAAUGGAUACUUGUCAACUGCCCUGUUGGCAAACGCUCUCUGGUGGUGGCAUCCAUGGGCAACACCAGAGCAUACACAAGGAGUGGCUACUGUGCGAUGUCAGGUUUCCCAUCCACACUCCCAGGGGGAAAUAGAAAGCAGCUGGGAAGAAAUGAAAAUAAAUACACAGUUCUAGACUGCAUUUACAGUGAGGUACAGAAGACCUUUUAUAUCCUUGAUAUCAUGUGUUGGGCAGGUUACCCAGUCAUGGAAUCUGAGACAGAAUUUCGAUUCUUUUGGCUCAAUGAGAAAGUGAAGGAAAAUCCUGAAGUCACACAGAUAUCAAAGCUCAACUCGUAUUGCUUUCUACCCUUGCCUUAUCAUUCUUGUGACAAGGAAACUAUUUCCAGAGUGAUCUCCUCGAACUUAACCUUUGAACUGGAUGGCCUGCUGUUUUACCACAAGAGGACGAGUUAUACAUUUGGUACCACUCCUCUCUGUUUGUGGCUCAAAGGAUACAUGCUUCCUGAAAUUCUUGGGAUUCAAGUGCCAGCUUUUUAUAUGCAAACUAAGCCCAGCAGCUAUUCAACAUUUAGUGACCACAUUUUAAAAGUCAAAGCAGAUAAAGAUCGACAUGAGAAAGACAAAGAAAAGGCUCUUUUAAGUAAUACAGGUCAUUUAGAAGGUGAUAACAAAAAGAAAAAGAGCCAGAGAGCAAAGCAAAAACAUCAGGAGAUGGAAAUAGAGAAUGUAGGCAAUAUGGAAGGCGAGAGAGGACAGGGUGACAACACUGGAAUAGACCUGGUAAAGAAAGAUGGAAUUGAAGUUGACCAUACUUAAAAUUUGGCACAUUCAGUUUCUCCUCU